GCACGUUUGUGUGUGAAUGGACAUGGUUGUGGCUUGUUCCGGACGAUAACUGGCAGCGAUCAUGGCAUCUGUGCACGAACAACCGUUACUCAAGUCGGACGAGAUCGGGAGACUGGUGGAAAGUCUCUUCAAAAAUGUCGGACAACUGCUGCCGUACGUGCGGUUGCUUACUGAACACGCGAAAGCGUAUCACAAGGCGCUGGCUGAUUGCACGAGAGUUGCGGGAAACUUUUGGGAGGUUUUUACUCAGAUUGGAGAGCACGCGGCUUCGUAUCGCACGUCCACUCGUUUUAUUGGUGAUGCCAUGUUGGAAAUUGCAGAAGUUCACAGGCAAAUUGAGCUGCAGCGUGGAGACGUGCUGAGAUCACUUGUGAAUGACUUCAUCGUACCAUUGGAAUCAAAGGUGGAAGGAGAAGAGAGAAGUGUAGCUGUUUUAGAGAAAAACUACAGAGAGGAUUGUGAGCUAAGGCUACAGAUGGUUGAUCAAGCUGAAGAGACAGCUAAAGAGGUGAGGAGAAAGUUUAGAAAAGAUCAUCCUGGAGCUCCAUAUGAAGACCAACGUGAUCGACAGAUACAAGAGAGAUUACGGGACUGUGAAAAUGAUUUGUAUGAUGUUCGAUCAUAUGGCCUCAAGAAAGCUCUCGUUCUUGAAAGAAAGAUUCACUGCAAUAUCCUUGAUCGUUUCUGUGCUGUAAUUCGGAGUGACAUCACUUACCAUAGCAAGUCUCAUACUGGAUUAUCGAGGAAUGUGAAUGAUUGGGCAGCUUUGGCGGCAGAUCCCAAUGAAAUUCUUCCUGAGAUAGAAGAACUUCUCAAGGAUCCAAAUCCACCAGUUAGGAACAAGUGGCUGGAGGAUAACACACGUCACUUGCUGGAAGGUGGGAUGCCCGUGUCUCGAUUUAGGAAACCAAAUUCUGCAUCAGCAGAUACGACAAUGGCUCGGUCACAAGCGCCAGAACGUAGAAUUACACCUCCAGUGAGCACUGGGCUAGGUUUUUAUCAACGUGAGAACUCAUCAAGUCAACUGGGUAUUGAUUCUGGAGCUCAUCCUUUGGCCCAAGCAAGGUCUCACCCACAGUUGUUUCAACCUGAUAGCAACUCUCAUAUGCAUUCUACACUUCCAAUGUCUAGUCCGGAUCAGCCAUUUCAGGUGUCUGCAAAUCAAGGACAUGUAAGCCUAGCAUCAAGUUUGCCAAGUGAUGAAACAGAUAUGGGUAGAUAUCCCUACACUAGUGCUGACCAAUCGCUACACUUGCAGUCUAGUGCUCCUGGGCACCCAGUACAAUGGAUGAAUCAGCCUGGGGUUCCACAACUAAAUGGACCUGUGACACAAGUUCCUCUUAAUCAGUCUCUUGGCAUGCAACAGAUGUCUACCUCUCAACUCCAACAGCAACCAGUUUCUUCUAGUAUUAGUCAACAGCAUUCACAGCCUUCUGUUCAGUCUCAAGUAAUGCAACAUUCGUCAUCUGUAUCUCAACUAGGGCAACAACACUAUCCAUUGGCGAUGUCAAAUGCAGGCCAGCAGCAUGUUCCCAAUGUUAGCCAGUCUCAAGCAGCUCAGAUGUCUGCACAACAGCAGCAGCUUCAACAGUCACAGCUGCAACAGCAGCCACAGUUGCAGCAGCAGUUACAGUUGCAACAGCAGCCACAGUUGCAACAGCAGCCACAGUUGCAGCAGCAGCCACAGGUACACCAGCCACCACAGAUACAGCAGCAGCCACAGGUACAGCAGCAUCUACAGUUACAGCAGCAGCCACAGGUACAGCAGCAUCUACAGUUACAGCAGCAGCCACAGGUACAGCAGGCGCCACAGAUACAGCAACAGCCACAAUUACAACAGCAUCUACAGUUACAGCAGCAGCCACAAGUGCGGCAGCAGCCACAGCAGCCGCUAUUACCUAUGUACGACCAAUCUCAAGGAAUGGAACAAUCUUCUCAGCAGCAGCAGCAGCAGCAGUUUCAACCCACUAUGCAGCUGCCUCUUCAGUUAGCUCAACCUUUACAACAUCAAGUCCAGCAGGUUAUACAGCAACCCGUUGCUAUUCAGCCUAUAGUACAGCAGCAACGACAGCCAGUACAGGUUCGUGGACAUCCCAAGACCGUGUUUAUUCAGCAGCCAGUAGGACAAAGACUACAGCCACAGACUAUUGCUGCAUCACAGCUGGUCAAACCAAAGUAUGGAAGUCGAGUCCGGGCAUUAUACACAUACAACAGUUCCUCGCCUAGUCAACUAGGUUUUAAAUCAGGAGAUUUAAUUGAUGCAGUUGGAACUCCAAAGGAUGGUUGGCAGUAUGGAGAAAACUGUAGGACUGGCAAGUCAGGAUGGUUUCCUUCUAACUAUGUUGAGCAUUUAGUAGCAAUUCAGGAGCGAAGGGCAAACUCAACCGUCCCUCACUAUCUGCGUCGAAAUCAAACGAUUGACAACAACAUUAGACCAACCAUUCCGGCUCCUGAUUAUGGAAUGGAUGGUCAACCAAGAGGAUUGACUAACACUACUUCGCCAUCAUCAUCAUUGAUGUCAUCACCAGUUCAAGAUGAAAAUACACGUACAAAUUCUCCCAGUCAAGGCUCACCCGGGCAGGCUGAGGGAGCAGCAACGGCAACUGUUAUGGCCAUUACUGCACCUCUUGUUUCCAUUCCACUUACGACACCAGCAGUCCAGCAGCAGCCAGGGGCUAUGAGCUCGAUAUCACAAUUCCGCCGAAUGGAACAGUUUGAAUAGGUCACAGAUGAAGGUUUUGAUGUAAAGCAAAUUGACUGUCUGCACAGAGAUCAUGGAUGUGAUUUGGUCAGUUGUGAACUGUGUACUGAUUCUAUAUAUAUUAUUAUUCUUUUCAGUGAUAAUGAUUUAAAUGGCAGUUGUUCCUUCUCUAUACGUGAUUGGCUUGAACCAAAAAGAAAGUAUAAUUUGAA
Messenger RNA from Corticium candelabrum, 2913 nucleotides. Its product is annotated as ataxin-2 homolog. The record is from RefSeq and is a predicted model, not a curated record. Lineage: Eukaryota; Metazoa; Porifera; Homoscleromorpha; Homosclerophorida; Plakinidae. The coding region runs from base 62 to 2722 and encodes 886 amino acids. Gene Ontology annotation, cellular component: cytosol; nucleoplasm. Gene Ontology annotation, molecular function: protein binding. Gene Ontology annotation, biological process: plasma membrane organization; actin crosslink formation; positive regulation of actin filament polymerization. The transcript has 16 exons.